GCAACGGGACCCAGCGCCGCGCCGGACCGGACCGGGACCCGGCGGGGGCGCGCUGCGGGGCGCGGGCGCGGGCAGGGGGCGCGUGGAGGCGGGGGCGGGGGCGCUGGACGCGGGCACCAUGCAGGCCACCAAUGCGGGCGCCGCGCGGCUCUGCCGGGGGGACAGCAGCGACCUGGACCUGUACGACUUCGAGCCGCUGCCCACCCUGGCCGAGGACGAGGAGAACGUGUCACUGGCAGACGUCCUGUCUCUGCGGGACGGCAGCCUGGGCGAGCAGGAGGCCUGGGCCGUGUGCCUGGAGUGUGGCCUGGCGCUGCGCAGCGUGGCGGCCUCGGCCCCGGGGCUCUUCCACACGCUCUGCAUCACGCCCGACACCCUGGCCUUCAACAGCAAUGGCAGCAUCUGCUUCAUGGAGCAGCUCAGCGACGACCCUGAGGGAGCCUUCGUCCCCCCGGAGUUCGAUGACACUGGGAACACGUUUGAGGCCCACGUCUACUCCCUGGGUGCCACCCUGAAGGCCGCCCUGGAGUACGUGGCGGAACCAGCGCCCCAGCUGAGCCAGGACUUGGAGGCGCUCCUGGGCCGGAUGCAAGCGGAGGACCCCGCGGACCGGCCCGACCUCCAGAGCAUCAUGGCCCUGUGCGAGGAGAAGCUGCAGCCCACGUCCUCCUGCCGCCUGUGCCGCAGCCUCUCGGCCGCCGGGAGGAGGGUGCUCUCCCUCGAGUCCUUCGGAGCACUUCCAGACGCCGGCGAGAGCCCCUGGAGGGGCAGAGUCGUGCCUAAGACUGUGGCACCCACGGACCUGCCAGCCCCGGAGGAGCCCCCCCAGGACCCCGAGCAGACUGGCCCAGGCCCAGGGCAUGCCGGGACCCCGCCCCCCCGGCCUCUGCUGCCAGCCCCCGUGAGGAACGGGGAGAGCUUCAGCCUGGACCGUCUGGCCAACCUCUUCCUGGACGCCCAGGCUGACCCCAGCUUCCGAGAGAGGAGCCACCUGAGGAAAGUGGGAACCUCCCCCCGGCUCUUGCCCGAGGGGCCCGAGGCUGGUGCCCCCGGCCCACCACUGGCCAGCGCCCAGGACCCUCCUGUGCAUCCCCAGGGGGCCUCUGAGCAGGGGGCCAGUGGCCUGUCAGGCUCUCGGGCUCAGAGUCCACCGGGGCCGGAGCAGGAGCCCCAGGGACAUCAGGGAGGGGCAGAGGGGCCUGGCCGGCGCCCCACAGAGGGAAGCCCCCCUCCUUGUUCCCAGGCCCCUCCAGGUGCAGGCCCAGCCGCAGGGCUGCUCCACGCUGAGGGGGCUGCAGACGGAGCAGGGGUGCCAGGAAGUGCUGCUCACAAGCAGGGAGUGUCCCUGCGCUUCGUCCUGUCCUCCCUGGGCCGGCCCUUCCGGGAGCACGAGCUGUGGGCCCUGUCCCACGCCUGCCUCAGCGCCCUGCGGACCCUCCGCCAGCACCCAGCUCGCCUCUGCCUGGACUCGGUGCUGCUCGCUGAGGACGGGGCUGUGCUGCUCGGGCCGGGCCCUGACAAUGGUGCUCACGACACCUUCUUCCUGGCGCCUGAGGUGACAGAACAGAGGCUGGUGACCGAGAAGGCCUCGGUGUACUGCGUGGCUGCGGUGCUCUGGGCAGCAGCCAAGUUCAGCGUGCCCCGCGACCACAAGCUGGCCCUGCCGUGCCGGCUCAAGGCUCUUCUCCUGGACAUGGCGAGACGCAGCGCCCAGGAGCGGCUGUCCGCAGCCGAGGCCGUCCAGAUCUGCGGGGCCUACCUGCUGCAGCGCGGCCUGGACGGCAGGGACAUCCUGGCCCGCUUGCAGGCCUCUGCCUGUAAGGCCGACCAGAAGGAAGAGACCAUCAGGCUCCAGAACACCCUCUCAGUGGCUGACCCGAGCCCUUGCACGGCACCGGCAUCUCACCCUGGCUCUGGCUUCACUCAGCUCAUGGGGGACACUGGGCUUGUCCCCAGGCAGGGCCCUGUGCCCAGCCCAGGGGCCUCAGAGCUGCCAGUGGAGUUCACCUCGGCUGCCACACACUUCAAGCCCAUUAUGCUCCUUGCAGAUACAGGCAUGCCCAGGGACAAGCCAGCCCAAAGUCCAAAGAAGAGAGGCUUCCUGGACAGGGAGGACGAAGGGCAGCAGAGUCCUGUGGCCCAUGGGGUGGUCGCCAGCCCAAGGACCCCUGAGCAGCCAGCACUGGACCCAGGACCAGAAUCGCACCAAGAGCCAGAGCCGAGGGAACUGGCCCAGGGGUGCCCCCCAGUGCCUUGCCCAGCACCGGCCCUGGAGGAGGCAGCCUCACCAGUGGUGUCUGGCUCUCCUGAACCCAGCCCACCCCCAAAUGCACUCCUGCAUCAAGGGCCAGAGGAGCAGGAGCCCCCUGGACCCUCACCUGAAGACCUGAGUCUCGGCUCUUGCCAGCUGGUGGCCAAGAUGCCCAGAAACAGGAUCACUGAGCACCCCAGCCAGGAGCACCAGGACACCCUCAGGGCUGCAGCGAGCCCUGACAGCCCCAGGGGCACCCGUGUCAAGGAGCACAGUGAGCAGGCCCCAGAGUGCAAGUUCUGUCUGUCCAGUGUGGACGCCCCAACAGGGCCAGCCUGCCCGGCGCUGCAGGAGGCCAUGCGUCUCAUCCAGGACGAGUUUGCCUUUGAUGGCUACCUGGACAACGGGCUGGAGGCUCUGAUCAUGGGGGAGUACAUCCAGGGCCUGAAGGACCUCACGUACCCCACCUUCUGCGGGGCCGUCUCCGAGAAGUUCUGUGACCUGUACUGGGGGGACAAGCUGCUACGUGGCCUCUUCUCAGUGGUGAAUGGACCACAGCCGGCUUCCCUAGGGGCUGCAGAGCAGGCUCCAUCCCAGCCCCGGGACAAGGACAGCAGCUGCGUGCAUCUGCUCCGAGGCUCCCCGAGCCACAGACUCGGCCCCCUGCACAGAGCAGGGAAGGAGAGCCAUGCUGCCGGCCCCCGGGCCUCCUGUGCCCCCGGGUCCCUGGCCCAUGCCGACUCGGAUGAGCCGUCCCAGGGGAACCUCGAGGUGGGGUUCCGGCCUCAGAGAUCGGUGAAGGCUGGGCGGGAGCCGCCGCCCGUGGUGGGAGACGAGUCGUCGCAGAGCUGGACCAGCCCAGCAGUGGACACACAAGCAGAGGCCGUCUCUGGGCCCGAAGUAGGCGGCUCGACGGAGUCCCGGAGCUGCUGCCCGGGCUGGCGCAGUGCCUUCUACGAGGCCGACUGCUUUGGAGCCGACGUGUCCAGCUAUGCGGAGAAGCUGUCCCGGCAGAGGGCCAGCGGGUCCCCCGACACCAGUGCCCACAACCCGGAGGUGGAGCAGCAGCUCCUGAUGGAGCAGAGAAACUUCCGCAAGACCCUCCGGUUCUAUCAGAAGCUGCUGCAGAAGGAGAAGCGAGGCAGAGGCUCCGAGGUGAAGACCAUGCUCGCCAAGCUCAAGGGGCAGCUGGAGGACAUGAGGUCCAGGGUGCACUUCCUCAGGCUGGUCCAGAGGUACCUGCAGGUGAUGCACGCGGAGCGCUGGGGCCUGGAGCCAUGCACGCUGCCCAUGGUCGUCUCCAUCGCCUCGGCCCCCUGUGACUCGCUGGACUUCAGCCCCCUGGAUGAGUCCUCGUCCCUCAUCUUCUACAACGUCACCAAGCACCCGCGCAGCGGCCGGCCACGCCAGGCCCGCGCCCUGCAGGCAGGGACGCCGCUGGGCCUCAUGGCCUUCCUCUACUCCAGCGACGCCUUCCUGGAGGGCUACGUGCAGCAGUUCCUCUACACCUUCCGCUACUUCUGCUCGCCGCAGGACUUUCUGCAGUUCCUGCUGGAGCGCAUCAGCAGCACCCUCUCGGGGGCCCUCCAGGACCCCGCCUCCACCUUCGCCAAGAUCUACAGGCGCAGCGUCUGCCUGCUGCACGCCUGGGUGGAGGACUGCUACGCCGUGGACUUCGCCAGGAACGCGGAGCUGCGGGGGCGGCUGCAGGACUUCGUCUCCAAGAUCCUGCCCCGGGACGGCUCCGUGGAGCACUUGCUGGGGCUGUUGGAAGUGGGUGCAGACCAGCGGGCAGAGGGGCCCCCACGCAGCACUGACACGGAGGACCCCAAGGAGGCUGAGGAGGACGCCGGGCCCCUCAACGCCCUCUGUAAGAGGCUCUCGGAGGACAGCAUCUCCCGGAAGAACUUCCCCUGGCGGCUGUCCAGGGCCAGCGGCCUGGCCGCGCCUCACAGAGAGCGGCAGUACAGCAUUGCGUCCGCCCUGCCCAAGCCCUGUGUCUUCGAGGGCCUCUACGGGCCCUGCACGGGGGCCAGCGAGAAGGGAUCCUUCUUCCUGACUGAGUACAGCACCUCCCAGCUCUCCAGCCAGCUGACGCUGCUGCAGGAGGAGCUGUUCCAGAAGUGCCACCCUGUCCACUUCCUCAACUCCCGGUCCCUGGGCAUCACGGACACGAGCACGGCCCUGCCCCGGUCCAGCAGCUCCGAGUGUGUGCCGGCCAGGGCCUGCAGCCUGUUCCUGCCCGACUGCACCCAGGACCCCUUCCUGCUUCAGCUACUGAGACACGGGGACGAUGUCAGCACCUGGGUGGCCGCAGAGAUCGUCACCUGCCACGGCUCCAAGCUGCAGGUGAAUCUACUCUCCAAAUUCCUCCUGAUCGCCAAGUCCUGCUACGAGCAGAGGAACUUCGCCACAGCCAUGCAGAUCCUGGGCGGCCUGGAGCACACGGCCGUGAGGCAGUCCCCCGCCUGGAGAGUCCUGCCUGCAAAGGUGGCCGAGGUGCUGGAGGAGCUGAAGGCCGUGGAGGUCUUCCUGAAGAGCGACAGUCUGUGCCUGAUGGAGGGGCGCCGCUGCCGGGCGCAGCCCACCCUGCCCUCUGCCCGCCUGCUGGCCAUGCACGUCCAGCAGCUGGAGACCGGGGGCUUCACCAUGACCAACGGGGCCCACCGGUGGAGCAAGCUCAGGAACAUCGCCAGGGUGGCGAGCCAGGUCUGCGCCUUCCAGGAGAACCCCUACACUUUCGCACCCGACGCCAAGCUGCAAGCCCACCUCAAGCAGAGGAUGGCUCGCUUCAGCGGGGUCGACAUCUCCCUCCUGGCGGCCGACAGCAGGGCCGACUCGCGCCAGCUGGGCAGCGAGAAGCAUUCGCGGAGGAUUCAGGACAAGCUGCGGAGGAUGAGAGCCACGUUCCAGUGACGGCACAGGUUGGAGACUGCCGCCGGGCCGGCCCAGGGCAAGAGGGGCAGGACCAGGCCCCGCGGGCGGGCACCACGUGGGCAGUGCAGCCCCGCCCUCCUGAGGAGGAGGAGGAGGGCCGGGCUGCCUCGAAACAGGCAGCACAAGUGCAGGUUGGGGCAUUUCUGGUAGGAUGUAAAAAAUUCAAAAUCAAGUAUUAAAAAGAUAGAGGCCGCCUUCAGCUUCUACAGACUAGGCUGGACCCUCCGGUUCCCCGGGCCCCGCCAGCCCCCAGCGCCCUCCACCCAGUGUUCACCACAGCUUGUGAGUCUAACAGCAAGGGCCAAAGUGACCCACUACCAGCCACGAGGUCCGGGACUCUCCCCGGGACCCCAGGCCCCACCCCUGACCUGGUGCCUACGUCCCACCUCACUAGUCCAGACGCCCCACCCAGCCUUUCCUCCUGCUGCUGCCACCAGGGAGGCCUCACUCCCAGGCGCCAGUGCUCCGAAUAGCUGGGGGCGAGUCCAGUGAGGGCUGAGAGGGGGCCCAGCAAAGGGCGUGGGACAGCAGCAGCGGCGGCGGCGCUGGCCUUGGCCUUGGCCACCCUCCACACGUGCCCACGCCCAGGCCACGUCCAUGCUACACAACCCUGUGCCUCCACAGCACCCACGCCAGCCCACACCACACCCACAGCACCAGGCUCCGGAGACACGUCCCUGCACUGCAUCACCCGAGGGGACCAAGGCGUCUUCCACACAGGCACCCAGCACUAUUGCCCCAAACAGGCCAGCUGUGCUCAGGGGAGCACCCUGGACAGGCCACAGCCACCCACCUGGGGCACCCAGCUGGGCCUUCUCAGCUGAAGACCACGGGCGACACAGCACGGCCACCACACGUGGGCUCAGCUGACUGCAAGGGGCUGCCGAGGGGGCUCUGCUCAGCCUCAGUGUCAGAGUCUGAGGUGACAGUGCCCAGCACAGAGCAGCGUGGGGAGGGGCCCUGCAUGCCACCCUCAUGGCACCACCCAUGGUCACCACCCGAGCCCGACCAUUCGUCUCCGCGUGUCUGCCCUGAGUGAAUGACACAUGGCCACCCUGGAAAGACCCCACGACACAGGUGCAGUCCCGAGUGGGACAAGACUCAGGCCAAGGCCUCGGGAACUGAAGCUCACACUGGCUGGCAAGGCUAUCUGUGGCUGCUGCCCCAGAGAGGGUCUCACAGGGUCAGUGAGCACUGCGCAAGGAGGGGAAGAGACCAGGGCUCAGGGUCUGGGGACAGGGGCUCAGGGCACGAGCAUCUGAGGGUCUCCCGGGACAGGCUGAGGAGGAGGGUCCAUGAGGUCGUGAGUGGAGACGGCUCCAGCGCUUCUGGCCCUCCGUGGCAGGAGGGAGAGCUUAUGGGACAGGGGCAGGCUUUGGUGCAAGAGACUCGACUUCCCCACGCCCGCCAGGGGCAACCCUGGCACUGCUGAGAUGGCCAGAAAAUAAUUUUUGAAAGCAUCAGCUACAGAGGAGGGUAGGGUGGUCGGAGAGACGACAGCAAGAAAGGCACUUGUCUUGCACGUAGCCAAUCCUGGCUCACCCCUGGCACACGAGUCCCGAGCAUCAACUGCUGUGAUCCCUGAGCCUAGAGGCAGGAGGAAGCCCUGAGCACCACUGGGUGAGGGCUGGAAACAAGUAAACAGAGGUGGCAGCUAUGUGGGCCACACAAGGGCAGUGCCAGAGAAUGGGGGAGGGCCACUGUGUGUCCCUGAUCUUCACCCACAAGAAGCCCUCGUUGUGGCCCCCAGCAGCACCUCAGACGCUGCUGACCCCCUGGGGGGUUCCCAGCCCCCAGCCUGGAAGCAGAGAGCCUGUAGUGCCAGCCUCGCCUGACCCCCUGCAGCUGGACAGAGGCUGGCUGGAGGCUGCAGCAGUGAGGGGGACAGGGCAUGACUGCAUCAGGGGCAGCGCAGGGUCAGGAAGGACUGAAGGAUGGAGACGGCCACACGAGGGACAUGGACAGGAGAGGGGAUGGCUGUCACAGGGCCAGGUCCACUCUGCAUCCACAGAGGGAGGAGCAAGAACCGGAUGGUGGAGUGAAAGGGAUGGGUGUGCCUGCGGAUGGGCUGAGCCAGUGACCCUUGAGGACACAGGGAGGCACUGUGCAGUGUCUGAUCCUGCCGGUAAGGCCCGGGCAGAAUGGUAGUGGACCAUCCAGAGCCGCACGGAACCGAGACACCAGGCAUACCCCAACUGAAUACCCCACCAAGUACCUGGCCAGGGGUCCUCAAAAGUGCCCGAUGAGGAAAUGGACACCCGGUGGGAUGCAACAUGACCAGAGGACAGGAGAGGCGAUCGAGGGGGCCGGGAGGGAUUUUCCACGGCAGCAUUUCAGUGUCUCACGUGAGAACAGCAUCCUGGGACCAGGGCGAAGCCGAGGGCAGUGUCCACAGGAAGAAAGCAGGUGGAGGGCGGUGAGGAAGGGCUGGUAGGGGGUCGUCUUCAAAGGCUGCCUGACCGGAAAUACAGGUGUGUGUGGACUCUGCGCGAUGCGCGUUCAAGCUGUACCUGCGUCUGUGCGGUAUUUCCCAGACCCCCGCGCUCCGAAGCUCGCGGUCCAUUCUGCACUCUCUUUUUCUUGUCAUAUUGCUCUAACCAGGGCUUCUCGAAUAAAGUCGGCGCGAAGCAUUGAUGCAA
Molecule: messenger RNA, 7827 nt
Organism: Sorex araneus (European shrew)
Lineage: Eukaryota; Metazoa; Chordata; Mammalia; Eulipotyphla; Soricidae
Gene: KNDC1
Product: kinase non-catalytic C-lobe domain containing 1
Exons: 30
Coding region: 119-5167 (1682 amino acids)
Biological process (GO): small GTPase-mediated signal transduction
Molecular function (GO): guanyl-nucleotide exchange factor activity
Source: RefSeq, a predicted model, not a curated record